AUGGUAGCUGAUCAACCACUCUUCACACUGGCCAAGAAACUUCAGUGGAAGUUUCCUCAGACUGAGCUUGGCGAGGAUUCCUUCCUGGUAACACUGGGGCCAAUGCAUACCGAAAAGAUGCUGUGGAGCGUGUCUGGUGACUGGCUGGAUGGCAGCGGGUGGACCACAGCUCUUAUCAAUAGUGGCAUCUCGACUAGUGGCAAAGCUCAGGCCUUCAUUAGUGUUCACCACAUAUGCAGAACCCGAUACAUGCAUCAGGUGUCUGUAGCUGCUCUCUAUGUGCUCAUGAAGAAGGCUUAUGAUAAGUACAUGAAGAAGGCAACAAAUGACAAUGAUGAGCCGAGCGAUCUCAUCACUCAGCCUUUUGAUGAAUGGCUCAAGAUGCUUUGUGCCUCACAGCCCCAAGCAGAUUUCUGGUUCAAGUCCAUGGAGCUGGAUCUUCUCAUUCUUCAGUUUGUCAAGUCCUGUUGCUCAGCAGACUUCUCCCUCUACAUGGAGACACUUGACUCUCUGAUGCCAUGGGUAUUUGCACUGGAUCAUACGAACUAUGCCCGGAACCUACCCAUCCAUCUCCGUGAUAUGGCUACAUUAGAAGAACGACAUCCUGCUCUGUUUGUGGAGUUCCAGAGUGGUCACUUCAUGGGGUAGAAGUCGAGACGAGCGUUCUCCAAGAUCCCCCAUGACCAGAUGCAUGAGCAACUAAUUGAUUGGCUCAAGAAUCAUGGUGGUGUCAUAGAGAACCUGGACGACCCAGACACAGUUCGCCGAGAGCAGGUUGUUCGCCCUGAGCUGGCACGCCUAGUCCGAGAAUUCGAGGGAUCAAAGGAAUCAGAUGAACGGAGGCACCAUGAACAAUACCCAAAAUUUCAAGAUGACUAUAAGACUGAUGUACUGGCACUGGUGGAUGCCUUUGAGGAUCUGGGAAAUCCCUUCAUGGAGGAUAGUGGGGAUCUGCUGGAC
Dicentrarchus labrax (European seabass) is the source of this 960-nucleotide messenger RNA. RefSeq lists its product as uncharacterized. Lineage: Eukaryota; Metazoa; Chordata; Actinopteri; Moronidae. The transcript has 3 exons. Bases 1 to 648 code for a protein of 215 amino acids. The record is from RefSeq and is a predicted model, not a curated record.